CAUCGCCAUGGCACCGGCAAUGCCGGCUGAACGUUUUAAAACAGCGCAUCCCUCGAGCUUCCGGAGCCGGGUCGCGGACUGCACAUGGCCGGCCAACAUUCUUUCAGCCAGCGGCUCUGCGGCCUGAGCAUCGCACUGUUGGCUCUGCAGUGCCUUUGUGUCCUUUGCAAACCGACAGCGAGAGAAGAUGCCGAUUCCAUCUUGGCCCUGUCAAACGGCGUCGUGCCCGAAUAUGUGACUCGAUACGCACCGCUCGUUUGGCUUCACUCGGACGAUCCGUUUCGACCGGCAGACUUGCUCCAACACAUCCGCCAUACGACCCCAACUGUCAACCAAACGGCCAUCCCCGAUCUGCCCGAGCUCGACCUCGACAAUCUCGCCCUCCUCAACGACAUCGGCGGCGGCAAGGUCGCACUGACCUCGAACGACGACAUUACGACGUUGCCUGCAUGGCUGUACGGAUCUAGUCCAGACGACUCCGGCCGGAUCGCAAACGCCACGCCCUGUGUUGUUAUUCUGGUGGAACACAAUCCUCGGAAUGUGGACGCCUUCUUCUUCUACUUUUACUCUUACGAUCGGGGCGCGAAUAUCACACAGGUCCUGGAGCCUCUCAAUCGCUUGAUUGAGGAUACAGAGCAUGGGAUGCACUUUGGAGAUCACGUUGGCGACUGGGAACAUAACAUGGUUCGUUUUCGCGAUGGCAAGCCCAUUGGUAUCUGGUAUAGUCAGCAUGUGAGCGGUGCUGCAUAUGACUGGAACCACAAGGCCCUUUCGAAGGAAGAUGAGCGGCCUCUGGUCUUCAGCGCAUACGGGUCGCACGCGAAUUAUGCUUCGCCUGGCGACCACGUCCAUGAUUCAGCGUUGAUCGACUAUUGCGAUGCCGGGCGGCUCUGGGAUCCCGUUCUCUCGGCGUACUUUUAUCACCUCGACCCUGCUACUUUCAAGUUGACGCAUCUCCUUCAGUCCAAAUCCAAUGCCUCCACAGCAUCAAACUUGACGUCCUUCUUUUACUAUACUGGACUCUGGGGUGACGCGCAAUAUCCGGACAGCGACCCUCGUCAGAAAACCGUCCCGCACUUCGGUCUCAAGCGAUUCGUCUCGGGGCCGCAGGGACCCAUUGUGAAACAACUCGUGCGAAAGAAGCUGUCUCCCGAUCAUCUAGAAAAAAAACCUUGGAUGCAGUGGGCGGUUGUCAUCUUCAUGUCCUUGUACCCAUGCUGCCUGCGCGGAUGGAGAGUUUGGGUCUCGGCAAUCGUGGCCAUUGCACUCGUGAUAUUGGCAGUGCUUGGCGUCAGGUAUGGUGUCAAGUAUGGCAUGAGAAGAUACGUGACGAGGAAAGGAUACAGAAAACUAGACGCGGAGAUUCCGCUCAACGAUAUGAAUGGCAGCGGGGAGAGUUCCGGCUUGCAUACGCCCUCAUAA
This is a messenger RNA of Trichoderma citrinoviride, 1422 nucleotides long. RefSeq lists its product as hypothetical. The coding region runs from base 85 to 1422 and encodes 445 amino acids. Lineage: Eukaryota; Fungi; Ascomycota; Sordariomycetes; Hypocreales; Hypocreaceae. The record is from RefSeq and is a predicted model, not a curated record. The transcript has 5 exons.